GCACCGUCGGAAACAAUUCACAGCUGCACCGGUCCUCCACUAAAGAUGUCCGUCACGUAACGCAAGUGUAUUCUGAAGUAUUUUUGCAAAGUGCGGCAGAGCUGUCGAUACAAGUUAUAAAAACGUGAAUUCAACUCACUCUGGGAGUAUUUUGCAGAAACAGAAGAAAAAGACUGCUUUUGUCAACACCUACACUGACCAGGAUGUCGUCCCCCUCACCCCACGAUCGCAGUCGUAAAGAGGAGGACGAGGACGACCCUGUUGAUCGAAUGAUAUCCCGUACGGGCUGCGCGGAUCUACAUUACGCCGUGCAGGAGUGCAUGGCUGAACACCAGGACUGGAGAGCGUGUCAGAGCCAGGUCCAGACUUUCAAAAACUGCAUGAUGAAUUUCCAAACUGCCCGGAAGGAACAGCUGAGGAAGCAGCAGCAGCAAGGCUCUACUGAAACUGCGCCCAGCUGAAAUCACAACACCCAACACAUGAUUCACACACACACACACAAACACACACACACAUGCUCAGGGACUGGGACUUGUUGAGGAGCUGUUUCACUGUAAAAUUUAUACAUAGUAAUAAAGAAAUAUAAACACUUGUCA
This is a messenger RNA of Notolabrus celidotus (New Zealand spotty), 596 nucleotides long. RefSeq names its product cytochrome c oxidase assembly factor 4 homolog, mitochondrial (gene coa4). Bases 204 to 461 code for a protein of 85 amino acids. The transcript has 2 exons. Gene Ontology annotation, biological process: mitochondrial respiratory chain complex IV assembly. The record is from RefSeq and is a predicted model, not a curated record. Gene Ontology annotation, cellular component: mitochondrial intermembrane space. NCBI's taxonomy places the organism in Eukaryota, Metazoa, Chordata, Actinopteri, Labriformes, Labridae.